CUCUUGGCUGCUUCAUCUUUGACUUGGCAUUUCUAAAACUUUGAUCCCCUCAUAGCCAAGAGAUCUUGCCAAGGAGGUUGACUUGGCGAAUCGAUCAGGAAGCAUGUUUGCUGAAGCGGAGAGGCCUGAGGCCGCUCGAAGCAACGAGUCGUCAGAGCAACCGAUAAUUGUCCAAUGGAACGGUCCAAAUGAUCCAGAAAACCCAUACAACUGGUCCCGUAAGAAGAAAUGGUUUGCCGUCGGUCUUGGACUCUUCGCGACGUUCAUCUCAAUGAUGAACGGGACAAUCAUUACUACGGCCCACGAAGCGAUUGGCGAAGACUUCAAUGUUAGCGAUGAGAACUUUCCGCACUCAUAUUGGCCGGUUGCAUCGUGGGGUCUCGGCGGUGCACUAUUCUCACUCGUGUUACUGCCGAUUAUGGAGGAUUUCGGGAUGAGACUCGUGUUUCUUUUGGUCUAUACUGUCUUUCUCUGUUUUCUCAUUCCCGUUGGAGUGGCACCUAACUACGCGACUCUGAUUAUCACUCGCUUUUUCAGUGGCGGAUGCUGCACUAUUCUCGCGAAUGCAGUAGCUGGCAUCAUCGGAAACGUCUUUGCCACGGAUAGGGCUCGAACAAUUCCGACAGGACUGUACAUCAUGGUCUACCUGAACGCCAGCAGUCUUGGACCAGUCAUUGGGGCCGCCAUAUUUCAGUUCCUACCGUGGCGAUGGAUCGGAUACAUCGAACUUAUCUGGACCGGCGUCUUCUUCCCAAUCUUUAUCCUGGCGAUGCCUGAGACACGAGGAUCAGCAAUAUUGACUGCGAGGGCGAAGAAGUUAAGAAAACAAGGGAAGAACGCGUACAGUCAGAAGGAGCUUGAAUCAAAGUCGAUUCUCCAAGAUAUUUGGACAAGCAUUCAACGACCCCUUUAUAUGCUUUGCACUGAGUCAGUUGUUUUUAUCUCCACUAUCUGGACUGCCUUCAGUUUGGGUGUCAUUUACGUCUUCACGCAGUCUGUUGAACAAGUCUUUACUGCUCUUUAUGGCUGGAACGCCAUUGAAGCUGGUUAUGUUCAAGCUGCUAUUGUUAUCGGAGAGAUUCUUGGGUUUGGCCUUUGUGUCUUGACGAAUAACUGGUAUUAUGCUUCUGCCUCGCGCAACAAGGAAGCGCCUGGUACGCCUAUUCCUGAAGCGCGCCUGUACGCUGCCGUAAUCGGAGGUUUCAUCGGUGUGGCUGGUGGAAUGUUUGUUUACGCAUGGACGAGUUAUUCCUCAGUGCACUGGAUUGGACCCGCGUUUGGACUCAUGCUCGUUGGCCUUGGCACCGAAGCCGUCGUUGUAAGCAUCGCCAACUAUCUGAUCGACGCGUACAGCAACUACGCCGGAAGCGCUAUCGGAGCGACCGUGUUGGGCGAAAACUUGGGCGUUGCUUUUCUACCACUUGCUUCGAGCAGUAUGUAUACAAACCUGGGCUUUCACUGGGCGAGUUCGCUGCUGGGUUUCAUCUCGUUAGUUUUGGCGGCUGCACCAAUUGGUGUCUUCAUUUGGGGAAAGGAGAUCAGGGCGCGAAGUCCGUUUAUGAAGUCGGCCAUGUCGAAGCCAAUGGAAUUCUCAAUGACGCCUUCAGAGUAGGCGCAUGGGUAAAAGCGCGGUGGGACAAAAGAGUAGAGCAAGACUGUCAUAAGCGGUCUGAAUAUCUGUAUUUCUCACUAUGUUAUACCAAUUCACAACCAGCUUCCUCAAAC
This is a messenger RNA of Fusarium oxysporum Fo47, 1725 nucleotides long. RefSeq names its product major facilitator superfamily domain-containing protein. The coding region runs from base 104 to 1612 and encodes 502 amino acids. Gene Ontology annotation, molecular function: transmembrane transporter activity. Lineage: Eukaryota; Fungi; Ascomycota; Sordariomycetes; Hypocreales; Nectriaceae. The transcript has 2 exons. The record is from RefSeq and is a predicted model, not a curated record. Gene Ontology annotation, biological process: transmembrane transport.